Molecule: messenger RNA, 587 nt
Organism: Capsicum annuum
Lineage: Eukaryota; Viridiplantae; Streptophyta; Magnoliopsida; Solanales; Solanaceae
Product: auxin-responsive protein SAUR68
Exons: 1
Coding region: 19-465 (148 amino acids)
Biological process (GO): response to auxin
Source: RefSeq, a predicted model, not a curated record
UUUACAUAAAAGGAAAAAAUGGCAAUGAUCAGUACCGAGAAACUCGUCAAAAUGGCUAGGAAAUGGCAGAAGUUAGCAGCCAUGCAGAGGAAGAGGAUUUCACUUACAAGAAAUGGUAGUGAUGCAGACGGUUGCAGUACGUCCUCACCCUCUAUAGUCAGAAAAGGUCAUUUUGUAGUAAAUACAAUUGAUCAAACGCGCUUCGUGAUUCCCUUGGAUUAUCUCGAAAAUGAGGUCAUCAGGCAACUUUUAAUCAUAUCCGAAGAACAUUUUGGCCUGUCAAGUGCUGGCCCCAUUACAUUACCCUGUGAUUCAGCCUUCAUGGACUACAUUAUUUCGCUUAUCAAGAAAGGUGUAGCUGCAGGAGAUCUUCACAAGGCGUUGCUCCUCUCAAUUCCUUCAUGGUGCUGUUCAACUUCUUCUUUGCAUCAAGAAAGUCAAAACCAACAAAUUCUUGUUUAUUGAGUCAUGCUAUCAUGUUUUGUAAAUGAUAGCUCAAACUAGAUUGUAUAGCAAGUGAAAAAUAGGCAACUGAAAGCUUGUAUUAUUACAGAAUAAACCAGAUCUAUGGAAUUGAUUUUUUCCAA